This is a messenger RNA of Closterium sp. NIES-65, 3327 nucleotides long. Lineage: Eukaryota; Viridiplantae; Streptophyta; Zygnematophyceae; Desmidiales; Closteriaceae. The record is from the annotation of a GenBank genome assembly.
AUGCCCCAUCCGCCCCCCCGGAAUCUGCCCUUCCUAUGCGUGCAGGCAGCAGGGCGAGUGCCGGGUGGCAUGGGUGAGAGUGGCGGCCACAGGGGAGGAGCAGCUCGUUGGGCGGCAAGGCACGUACAGGGUAACAACAGAGGACGUGGGGAGUCGGCUGCGAGUGGAGUUCACUCCUGCACGUACACAGUGACAGCAGAGGACGUGGGGAGUCGGCUGCGAGUGGAGUUCACUCCUGUGCGGACCGAUGGGGUCGUUGGGGAGGUGGCUGCUGUCACCACCGAUACAGUCACACCAGACCGCCGUGUGUGCAUUAGUGUGUUGGAGGGGGGCGUAUUGCAGGCAGGAGGGGAGAUGCUAGAGUGUGCUGCAGCGGGGGAGAGGGGAGGGGGAGAAGGCGGGCUGGGGGAGGGGAGAUCAGGGGAGGGUGGAAGGGGAGAAGGGGGAGCGGGGGAGGGGGAUGUGUGGGUGGUGUGGUACAGGCAGGGGCGGGAUGGGCGGAUGGAGCGGAUAGAGGGGGCGGAGGGGCGCACGUACGUGCCUCAGGAGGCUGACUACGGCUGCUGUGUGGUGGCGGGGCAGGGGCGGGAUGGGCGAAUGGAGCGGAUAGAGGGAGCAGAGGGGCGCACGUACGUGCCUCAGGAGGCUGACUAUGGCUGCUGUGUGAUGGCGGGCUGUCGCCCGUGGCUAUCUGAUGGCACAUGGGGCGACGAGGUGCUCUCUGCUCCGGGGCCCAUCGUGCUGCCAGGUAAGUCCUUCCUUGCACGGCCCCCAACAUCUUCCACCAUCCCACCCCACCCCCCACCACCACCCACCACCCCUUACCACCCUCCACCAUUCCCAACCAUUACCACCCCUCACCACCGCACACCAGAGCUGUCGGACGAGGAGGCGGUGUCACUGGAGGUGGAGGGGCGGGCGGAGGUGGGGGCAGUACUGCACGCCCUGCAUGCUGUGUCGCCCGCCCUGGAGCCAUUCGUCACAGCUGUUCACAUGCAGUGGUGGCAGGCCAGCAGCGGCUCCGACUCGCACCGCCCGAUCGACGGCGCCACGUCAGCGCGCCUGCCAGUGACGGCGCGCCACGUGGGCGCGUACCUGCUGUGCUCCGCCACCGUGCUGGACUCGUUCGGGCGCUCAUUCAACUCUGUUGCCACCACCGCCACCCCCAUCGCUCCUGCCACUUCCACACCUAUCGCUGCCCCUGCUAACCUUGCCCUCUCAGCCCCCUCUGAGGCUGCGACUGCCAUCCCAGCUGCUGAGACUGCUGCUGGGCCCCAUGGAGCCUCCCCUGGCGAUGCAGACAGGCAGCCUGCCUCUGAAACGUUGCUGGCUGCUCCCGCUGCCACCAGUGCCGCCACUGCGGGCGCUGCUGGAGAGGCUGCAGGCACAGAGGAGGCACGGGGCAUGCAGGGGGCGCAGCAGCAGGGUGAGGGCGAGGGGGCCGUGCUGCUGGAGGGAGGCAGGGGAGCGGCACAAGGCAGGCAUGAACGAGGAGUGCAUGAGCAACGAGGGCGUGAAGGAGGGCAGGACGGCCAGGCAGGCCACGUGGGGGAAGGGCAUGAGCAAGUGCGUGGAGGCAUAGGGGGAGGGUAUGCGGGGGAGGGAGAAGGCAGGCGAGAGAGCAGAGCAUCAGCAGAGGCGGAGAGUGCAGGGUUCCGCCCUGCAGCCACCCCCGCACACUCAGAGCACACCGCGCUGCGCAUAUCAGGAGGGCCCUACCACACGUCGCUAUUCCACCUGCACCUGCCGCCGUCGCCCCCUGCCCCUGCCUGGCUGCGCCCGUCCUCCUGCUGCAUCCAGUGGUUCCGCGUGCCUCCAGGGGGGUUCCACGCUUUGGAUCCGCAGCCCAUACCCGGUGCCGUACCCCUAUCAUCCGUCCCCCCCCCUUUGCCUGGCUGCGACCCUCCUUCUGCUGCAUCCAGUGGUUCCGCGUGGCCCCAGGGGGGUUCCACGCUUUGGAUCCCCACCCCAUACCAUGCUUUGGAUCCGCAACCCAUACCCGGUGCAACGGCCACAACAUACCAAGCUGACGUGGCAGACGCGCAUCAGUGCCUCAUGCUGGAGCUGCGGCCCCUGCCCGCCCAAGACGUGCACUCCCAGCAACAGGAGGGGGAAGCGGAAAGGGAUGGGGAGGAGGUGGUGCUGCGAGUGCUGUCGCCGCAAGUGCUCGUUGACCCCGCAGUGGCGAGGGAUGUGGAUCUCAUAGUCGCAGCAGGCAGCACCAAAGUGGAGGUCAGUUCAGUGCCCAUGAUAGACCCCGCAGUGGCGAGGGAUGUGGAUCUCAUAGUGACAGCAGGCAGCACCAAAGUGGAGGUCAGUGCCCAUGAUAGGUGGUGCUGGGGGUGGUGUGGUGCUGGGUGGGGUGUGGUGCUGGGGCUGGUGUGGUGCUGGGUGGGGUGCGGUAACUGGGUGGUUGUGUGGGUACACCGUACGGCCAUGUGCUGCCUCCCCUGCAACCAUCCAGACCCAGCAGUGGCGAGGGACGUGGAUCUCAUAGUGGCGGCAGGCAGCACCAAAGUGGAGACACAUGACGUGGGGCGGUCGGGCCGGAGGGAGCACCGAGUGGUGGACGCCAGUAGAAAGCGGUUCAAAGUGGUGAAGCUCACUGCACUCGCUGCCAUCAACCGAGUGGAAGUCAGAGCAACCUACGACCCGCCCUUCAGGGUAACACUCACGGCUCAGGUGGAGACAGAACCGGGUGAGCGGGAGCGCAUGUGCGUGGUGGUGAGUGCAGAGAGGGAGGUGCAACUCACACUGCCCUCCUCCCCCUUCCUCUUCCAUCCUCUCCCAUCUCUCAUUGCACCACGUGUGGAAACAGAACCGAAUGAACGGGAGCGCAUGCGGGUGGUGGUGAGUGCGGACAAGGAGGUGGAACUCACACUUCCCUCCUCCCUCUCCCACCCCCUUCCUCUCCCAUCUCUCAUUGCACCCGUGUGCCAUCAGGUGGAAACAGAACCAGGCGAGCGGGGGUGUAUGCGGGUGCUGGUGACUGCAGGCAAGGAGGUGGAAACUGAGCCGGCCGAGCGGGAGCGCAUGCGUGUGGUGGUGGAGACAGAACCAAACGACCGGGAGCGCAUGUGCGUGGUGGUGAGUGCAGAAAAGGAGGUGCAACUGACACUGCCCUCCACCCCCUUCCUCUCCCAUCUCUACUUGCACCACGUGUGCCAUCAGGUGGAAACAGAACCGAAUGAACGGGAGCGCAUGCGGGUGGUGGUGAGUGCGGACAAGGAGGUGGAACUCACUCUGCCCUCGCAGCGAGCCCGGGAUGUCAUGGUGCUCUGCCUGCGUGCCUUCAUGCAGCAGCACCGCACUGCCAAGCACCAUUAA